Messenger RNA from Papaver somniferum (opium poppy), 1290 nucleotides. RefSeq lists its product as uncharacterized. The record is from RefSeq and is a predicted model, not a curated record. Gene Ontology annotation, molecular function: nucleic acid binding; RNA-DNA hybrid ribonuclease activity. NCBI's taxonomy places the organism in Eukaryota, Viridiplantae, Streptophyta, Magnoliopsida, Ranunculales, Papaveraceae. The transcript is spliced from 5 exons. Bases 267 to 1268 code for a protein of 333 amino acids.
GUCAAGCAACAGAAUAGAUUUGACCGAUCAAAAUGAUUUUUUUCCGAGAAGAAAAGGUUAUAUUGAGAAGAGAAAAAUAUGUACAGAGUGAUGACUUAGUCAAACGUUGAAUUUUUCUUCUUCUACUUCGAUCAAUCGGCUCUUCCAUCUAUCUGAUUAUGUUAUGGGUUGAAGGGAUAGCAGCAUAGGGUUUCGGUAUCCACCAUCAUGAGAUAGAGAUAAGUGAUUUAGAGGUUUCUUCUGGGCUCCGUCACCAAAAGCUUCUCAUGUUGCUAUUACUAAAGUGGAAUCAGUUUUGGAGAAGGGAGAGGGAUCUGGUGGAGGAAACAGUUCUGCUACAACCGUGCAAGCCGAUUCAAAUGCUCAGCCAUCAGCAUUCUCUGUCAGUUUGCAAACUGCUGGUAAUCUGCAAGGGUCAGGUAGAGGUGGUCUUUCUCAGUCCGAAAAUGUGGAUUCUAAUGUCUUUUGGUCUGCAUCAUGUACAUUUGUUGCUCAGUCUUCUGUCUCUCAUACUGUAUUCACAAGCUCUGGGUUUAUUUUUAAACUCUUCUGCUGAAAUGUGUUACACCUCAAAUAUGUUUAUAAAUCCGGUCUCUGAGAAUGUUGGCUUAGAAAAUUCAAGUAUUGGGGAUUGUAUUGAUAAAGCAGUAGUGCUCGAACCAACUCCUUUAGCUGUGUUACCCCCUGAACCUCUCAUCUCUAAAGAAGAAUUAGAAAAUGAAGUUAAUCUCAUGAUGGUGGAUUCGAUGGACUCUAUGGAUGCUGAUCCUCCUUCUACUCAUGACCUCGGGAUAUGUUCUUUCCUUCAAGGGGUAUUCGGCAAGGGGAUUGUCUUUCUCUGUAUAUUUUUUCAUGUGUAUGGAGGCACAAUAAAAGGCACUAGAGCAGACUUUGGACUGAUUCCUGAUGCGGUUGGAGCUGAAGUAACUGCACUUUUUUUGGGUAUCACUUGGACACAAGAGUUGAAGCUUUCCAAAGUCACUUUUGUUAGCGACUGUCUCCAAAUGGUGGAUUUUGUGAAUAGAGACUGUACAAAUAUCGGGUGGUGGUGUAGUGAUGUCUUGUCUGCCUGUCGUAGCUUGAUGGCUAGAAGUACUACUUUUAAGCAUGUGUACAUUAAUCUCGUGAAAAACAAUGUAGCUGAUAAGCUUGCUAGAAAAGCUAGAAAAUGUUGUAUUAAAAACAUAUGGGCUACUUUUCCUUCUUUUUUGGAUGGUCUUGUAAGAAAAGAGCCCUUAAGUGCACUCUGUAACUUUCUUCUAGCUUAAUAUAUUUUGGUGUUUCUUAGAA